Messenger RNA from Vombatus ursinus (common wombat), 1621 nucleotides. RefSeq names its product adenosine deaminase (gene ADA). NCBI's taxonomy places the organism in Eukaryota, Metazoa, Chordata, Mammalia, Diprotodontia, Vombatidae. The coding region runs from base 108 to 1196 and encodes 362 amino acids. Gene Ontology annotation, molecular function: adenosine deaminase activity. Gene Ontology annotation, cellular component: external side of plasma membrane; cytosol. The transcript has 12 exons. The record is from RefSeq and is a predicted model, not a curated record. Gene Ontology annotation, biological process: T cell activation; adenosine catabolic process; inosine biosynthetic process.
CGUGAGCCGGGUUAAAACUGGGGUGGCUGCUCACAAGGUCGAGACGGGGAUCACCCCCUGGAGAGUUCUGGACGAACUGACGGACGCACCGAGUGCAGGCGGUCACCAUGAGCCCAGCGCCAGUAUUUGACAAGCCUAAAGUAGAGCUUCAUGUCCAUCUGGAUGGAGCCAUCAAGCUUGAGACCAUCUUGUACUAUGCCGAGAAGAGAGGAAUCCCACUUCCUGCCAACACAGUGGAGGAACUCCGGGACAUCAUUGGCAUGGACAAGCCCUUAAGCCUCCCUGAGUUCUUGGCCAAGUUUGACUACUACAUGCCAGCCAUCGCGGGUGACCGGGAAGCCAUCAAACGAGUGGCCUAUGAGUUUGUGGAGAUGAAAGCCAAGGAAGGUGUGGUGUAUGUGGAGGUGAGGUAUAGCCCCCACCUGCUGGCCAACUCCAAGGUGGAGCCCAUUCCCUGGAAUCAGGCUGAAGGAGACGUCACCCCUGAUGAAGUCGUAUUUCUCAUCAGCCAGGGCCUGCAGGAGGGCGAGCGAGACUUUAACGUCAAAGUCAGGUCUAUUCUAUGCUGCAUGCGCCACAUGCCAAACUGGUCCCCUGAGGUGGUGGAACUCUGUAAGAAGUAUCGCCAGCAGACGGUGGUGGCCAUUGACCUGGCUGGAGAUGAGACCAUCAACAACAGUAGCCUCUUCUCUGGGCAUGUACAAGCCUAUGAGGAGGCAGUGAAAAGUGGCAUCCAUCGGACAGUUCAUGCCGGAGAAGUGGGGUCUGCCGAGGUUGUACAGCAGGCAGUAGAUGUUCUCCAUACUGAGAGGAUAGGCCAUGGCUACCACACUUUGGAAAACACCACCCUGUAUGAUAAGUUGCUGAAGGAGAACAUGCACUUUGAGGUAUGCCCCUGGUCGAGCUAUCUUACAGGAGCCUGGAAGCCGGACACCCUGCAUGCAGUCAUACGAUUUAAGGAUGAUAAGGCUAACUAUUCACUCAACACAGAUGACCCCCUCAUCUUCAAGUCUACCAUUGACACAGAUUACCGCAUGGUAAAAACGCAAAUGGGCUUUACUGAGGAUGAGUUUAUAAGACUGAAUAUCAAUGCAGCCAAGUCCAGCUUCCUUCCAGACAAUGAGAAAAAGGAGCUCCUUGACCGACUGUACGAGGCCUAUCAGAUACCACAGCCAGUCUCUAAACUGUCAGAGUGAUGAUGCCUCCAACAUGACAGAGCAAGACAGGAAAAACUCCUGAUCCCAUAAUGCCUCAGUAGCCACUAUGCCAUGACUCAGGAACCAGAUUCGAGCUUCCUUCCCAGUAGGGUGGAAGUGCUAUAAUCUUGCCUAUUUUCUUUCAUGGGGCAAUAUUGAUUAGCAGAUCAACUCUUUUCCCAGUGUACAUAUAGCCAGCUGUGCAUUAAGAUACCUCGGUGCAGGGACAUUUGUCUUGUACAGGCUGCUCACCACCCGCAAGACUCAGGGCUUUUGCUUAUAAAUCAUUUAAAAAUAACUACUGAGAUGACCGACUGCCAGGGGCCAAGUCUGAGGCCCCUCUGAAGAAGUGAUCCUGCUGGGUGCUGAGGGGGGGUGGCGGUGCUCAAUCAAUAAACUAAUCGAUCCAGUCUGUGUGCUGCUAA